Messenger RNA from Paramisgurnus dabryanus, 4875 nucleotides. Lineage: Eukaryota; Metazoa; Chordata; Actinopteri; Cypriniformes; Cobitidae. The record is from RefSeq and is a predicted model, not a curated record.
UGUCUGUUUGCAAGAUGACUAAUGUUGAUUGUGCAUUUAUCGAGAGAGUUACCGGUUUGUAUUUGGUAACCUUACUACAGGGGGAAAAUGUCCUCACUGACACUCUUCCAAGCGAGGUCCUUUUUAUUCCUGUCUCCUCUAUAGAAAUAAGAACUUGUGUCGUAUAGCUCCGGGUGACUGCUUACGGACAAUAUCAAACGUUCCUUCAGGUUGAAUGGGUGACUUCGGGCGGGGCGGCCGCCACAGCAGCAAGCAGGCUCCUGAUUGGUUAACGUUGCGCGAAAUUCCGCCAAAGUUCAAAUUUUUCAACUCGGGCGUAAGCCGCCAAUUCACGUCAAACGUAAAAUGGACAAAAACCACCAUUCGCGUGUAUCGCACGUACCACGCCAGGCGCUCAAUUCGCGCAAACUAUCCGCGAAUGAGGCGGAAUUGCAUCUUCCGUGCCACGCCAAACGCCUCAUCCACGCCGCAAGACCUCCAGACGCGCGUCAACACGUCUUCACAUUGACUUAUCAUUGAAAUCACUCGUGCUUCACGCCUCUACCGCGACUGGUGUAAACGCAGCAUAAGACACAAUUUUGGUUUGACGUCUAAUGCAAUGUUGUUUGGUCACAAGCAACUUUGCGACCGUCAGCGUUUACCACAGAAGUGAAAACAACAAAACACGGACCGUGGAUAUGAAUGACGUGGAUUGUUUACAAAUAGGUAACUUCCGCUUUCUCACCGAAUUUACCGGUAUUUUGAUACUGAUGUGUGAAUAAUGUCUUACUGGUAAAAAGAUGGAACGUCACUUCGUGUGUGAACAGCACAUUUUUGUAUUUACUGGUAAAUUCAUUCUGGUAAAUUCAUGGUACUUUACUGGAAUUACUGUGUGAAAGAGGCUAUUGACAGGGAAAUGUUGAAGAUAACUCUUUAAUGGCGGCGAUAGAGAUAAGACAAGACGUUCAAAUGUCACAAACACACCUUUGGUUUAAUAAUUUGUAAAUAUAAUGUCAUAGAUGAUAUUAAAAGACGAAUUUAAAUUCAUAGAGGAAAUCAUAGAUAAAUUUAAAUAAAUUAUAUUUAAUUAUUGUGUAUUAUUAAACUACCUGUCUAAAUGAUUUGCAGCAUCCGGGUUACCGUGUGUUAUUAGUGUUAUUAGCGGUUGUUAUCUGGGAAUAACAAAUCUGCAAAUAUCGUGACUGGCCAAUCAGAAUCAAUCAUUCCAACAAGCUGUGUAAUAAAUAAAAGUAAGGUUUCAUUGAUCAGUUAUGCUGGAUAGCCUUAAAGGAUUAGUCCAUUUUCUUAAAAAAAAUCCAGAUAAUUUACUCAUCACCAUGUCAUCCAAAAUGUUGAUGUCUUUCUUUGUUCAGUCGAGAAGAAAUUAUGUUUUUUGAGGAAAACAUUCCAGGAUUUUUAUAAUUUUAAUGGACUAUAAUAGAACCCAACACUUAAUACUUAACUCAACAGAGUUUCAAAGGACUUUAGACAAAAAAACUGUUAAGUGUUGAGUUAAGUAUUGGGUUCUAUUAAAGUCCAUUAAAGGCAUUCCAUGCAGUAUGACGUUUUUGUCAAACAGCGACCCCUAGAGUCACUGGGGAAAACUUGCAACUGUCGUAAUUUCGCACCCCCACUCUGUACGUACCUGUAAGGAUAGUGUUGGGCGUGAAUAUGCAGAGAUGGACUCCGAAGAUAAUGACGGUUCCUAACUCGGUCAGAUUCUCUUUUUCGCUUUCUACUCUCUUCCGAACGGGUUUUCUUAGCUGUUUCCCUCAUCAAGCAUCACGUCUCAAAUGUGCCCGUGCAGAUGUUGUUAUAGGCUUGUUUGACUUCAUGCAGCGCUGCAGGAACCGACAGCCGGAUGACGUCAAAGUGCCGUCUCGGAUCAUUCUCGCUGUACUUUUACGUCAUCCGACUGCCGGUUCUUGCAGCGCUGAACAAAGUCGAACAAGCCUAACGUGUGUGACGUCGUUGCCGUAAAGCAAGUCGUGAUUCUCGCGAGAUUUGUCAGGGGCGGUUCUCUCAAGCUUGCAUUGGUGGUUUUGCUAGCGGCGUCCUCCCCGAGCUUCAACAGGAGGAUGAUUCGCCAUACUAUGACUUCGUUUACCAUCGAAAUGACUUUGAAGCUGUUAUAUUAAAGGGGCAGUUUGUAAGAAUUUAUGUGCUUUAUUAAUGAAAAUCAAUGUCUUUAUUCAUAAAUAUGUCGUCAUUGGUGUCAAAUGACCUCUGCCGAUGAUCUGACUUUCCUUUGUAAGCUUAGAAUUUCUUCUAUUUACUUACAUUGGACGGGUAAGCUCAAGUAGGCUUCCAUGUCGUUACGCCAUAUUUAAAAACUACGAUUAGCAGAGCGGGACACAAAGCACUAGCCUACAGCAACGCGUUUCCACAACGCGUUUUCUUUCAGAGCCAGCAUCACCACGUGAUCCAGCUGAAACGGACGGCGAGGCGCAUGCGCCGCUUUGCACAGCACGGUUACGAACAACACAUCACAAUGGAUGAUCAUACUUACGCCGAGGCAAAGAGUAAGGAAUUAUCCGAGCCAACCAAAAAGGAAUUAAAAAGGAAACGUGACAGGCGAAUUCAAAAAAGUAGAGUAAAUAUCGGGAUAGCUUUUAGCAGGUGGAAAGAGCUGAUGAAGGCGAAAGAAUUCCAAAGGGAUGCUGAAGUUGCCUGCUUUCUUCUCGACAGUUAUGAGAGUACUCUUUUGAUUGGGAACACAUCAACCCCCAUGAAGUCAAAACAUUUUCAAGUACCUACUGCUCCAGCAUUAUCAAGCAUUUCCAGUGGAACAGAUAGGGAUGAACAUCUGAGUGCAAUAGUAGACGCACCGGAAAUUGGAACCCUUGAGCAGAGCAUGCAUGACAUGAGCAUUGAUGAGGAGGAGUUGAACGAAAAUGCAUUCAAUGACCCCAUGAACAGUGUGAUUGAUUGGGCAGAAGAGGGGCCCUCAUGUCAUGGUGACCGGGAUGAUAGCUCUGAUGAUGAAUAUCUUCCGCCAAUUUCUUUGCGAAUGGGUGGUGCAUUGAAGGGAGCAGAGGUAAUUGAAAAUCUCCCAACUAUCGGGAUUGAUGAGACUGUGCACGACCUGACUGCGCCCGACCAGACUGCCCCUUCGUAUGAGCCCAUGAGUCUUGAGCUGCCAAUUUUGCCAGGCCCUCAGAAGGUCCUCAGUGAUGAUGACAUCGUUGGCGUCAGAGCAGCAUUGCUCUAUGAGAACUGUUUGAGGCAGCUUGUCACAUUUUUAACUCUGCCUGUGAACAGAUGCACUGGUGUCUUGAGGACUGGUUUGGUGUGUGACAGUGUUGGCCCUUUUUCAACAAACAUCACCUUCAGGGGCACUGCAAUGAUCGUUGAAUGGGGCUGCCCCAACGGACAUUGCCUGUGGCGGUGGAAUUCCCAGCCUGUGAUGAAGUUUGGCAUGCAGGCUGGGGACUUUCUUCUUUCCACAAACAUUUUACUUUCCGGAAACAACUAUGCUAAAGUUGCUCUCCUCUUCAAAUUCAUGAACAUGCGAAUGGUCAACCGUUCCACACACUUCACCAUCCAGGACACGUACUGUAUUGACCCUAUUAAAGAAUUCUGGGAAGAGAAGAGGUCUGAGGCCAUUAGCCGACUUCAAGGGAAAGAAGUUGUGCUUCUAGGUGAUGGCAGAAAUGACUCACCAGGACAUUCUGCACAAUACUGCAGUUACACGACCAUGGAGCUUGACUCUAAGGAAAUUGUGCAUGUGGCCACUAUAGACAAGCGGCAGACCAACUGGAACUCCAAUAUAAUGGAGAAGCAAGGUUUUAUACAGACAGUGGACAAGCUUACCCAAGAGAUAAAGGUCGUGGAGUUCUGCACGGAUGCUCAUGUCCAGAUUGCAGCCCUCUUGAACCCAGACAAAGGCAGAUAUAAGGAUCUGAGAAUUCACCACAGCCUGGACAUGUGGCAUGGUGCAAAAAGUCUUGCCAAAAAGAUCUCUACUGCUGCAAAGAUGAAAGGACAGGCUGUUCUCCUUCACUGGCUGAGGGAUAUAGUGAACCAUUUCUGGUGGUGUUGUAAGACAGCAGAGACAUUUCAGGAAUUUCUUGGACUUUGGAUUGGAGUUCUACAUCAUGUUUGCAACAAUCACACCUGGGAAACGGGGAGCUGCCAACACGAUCACCUUGAAGACAUUCAGGGUAAAGAGUGGAUUGAAAGAGAUUCCAAGAGUCACAAAGCACUAGUGGAUAUCGUCCUCAACAAGCGCUGGCAGAAGGAUGUCCACAAGUAUCUGCGCUUCAGAUCAACAGCACAUCUGGAGUCAUUUCAGAAUCACAUUCUGAUGUAUGCCAGCAAGCGCCAGGCCUUCACUCCCCGAGUGUAUGAUGCAAGAGUUGUGCUCGCAGCUCUGGACUACAAUUUUCAUCGUGAACGUCCAGCAUACAGGACGGCUGAGGGCCAACAACUUUUUAAGAAGAAGUACAACAAAAAUGCAAGAAGAUACAGCCUUUACACUGUAAAGUGUGAAAAAUCAUAUGCUUACAUCCCUGAGUUGCAAGCACGCAUCUUAAAAGGGAGAUUCACAAGUGGAGUUGGGAUGCCACGAAAGAGGACUCUAUGCCCCGAUGAUCCAAGGCGGCUUGGUGUUGUGCCCCCGAUACUUCCACCACCGACAUCAGAGUUGUUGCGUACACACGUCAGCAGAGGUUUAGGAUCAGCCUUUCAUGCUACUACCAACUUGGAGGCAGAUUAAGCUGUUGUUUUGUUGGUAUUCGAGUUAUUAGCACAUGUCCAAAAAAAUUGUAAAUAUUAAUAAAUCUACAACAUUUAUUUCAAUCUUUUUGUGUAUCAAUUUUGUUAUUGCAAUCUAAUUUUGAUAAUUUUAUCUAUCUCUAGUUUAUGAAAAAUACAGCACUGAGUCAAAUAAAAAAC